Rhizophagus irregularis DAOM 181602=DAOM 197198 is the source of this 510-nucleotide messenger RNA. The record is from RefSeq and is a predicted model, not a curated record. Lineage: Eukaryota; Fungi; Glomeromycota; Glomeromycetes; Glomerales; Glomeraceae.
AAAGAUAAGCAGGCAGAUGAAUCAGCUGAGAGAUUUUUUUCAUCAUCUGUUUUAAAAGGCUUUACAGAUUAUUCUGUGAAAAAUAAUGAUGACGAAAUGUAUGGUGACGCUUGUUACCAUUUUUUUUGUGGAAUUUUGUUCGAAUCAUGGAAAUCACAUAGCAUGGCCCAUAUAGAUCGUGUAGGAUUUGCUUGGGGCGCAUGCAUUUUUUUUGCAGGAGUACAACAUUUUUUAAAAGCAAAUCAAGCCACGUGUAAUGGAAAUAAAUUUGGAAUAUCUUGGCAAUCAUGCGAUGAUUUUAUCUAUCUGGGAUUAACCUUGAUAUUAUUAAUUCAACAAUGGCCAAAUUUUUAUUCAAAUUAUCCUUUAUGUCCGUGGAUGAUUUCUACUGCCUUUCUUGAGCAUAUAUUUGGCUGUGCACGACGGAUUAUUGAAGAUUUUACCGUACUAGAUUUCUUAUCAAUGAAUGAAAAAAUUUUAAAAAAUAUUAUGAUUGAAAUGAAAGGUUAG